Molecule: messenger RNA, 2544 nt
Organism: Colletotrichum lupini
Lineage: Eukaryota; Fungi; Ascomycota; Sordariomycetes; Glomerellales; Glomerellaceae
Product: ABC transporter transmembrane region 2
Exons: 5
Coding region: 1-2544 (847 amino acids)
Biological process (GO): long-chain fatty acid import into peroxisome; fatty acid beta-oxidation; very long-chain fatty acid catabolic process
Cellular component (GO): peroxisomal membrane
Molecular function (GO): ATP binding; ATP hydrolysis activity; long-chain fatty acid transmembrane transporter activity
Source: RefSeq, a predicted model, not a curated record
AUGGCUGCGCAUCUGUAUCUUGAAAGACAAUCUUCACUUCCUACUGCCAUUGCCAUGGCAGAACAAUCGACACUCCGCCAGUCGGCCGCGGAGGAGGCUCUCGCCGCCUUCUUCGAGAAGUAUACGACACUGAUUCGCAAUCGCCUCCGAAGUACUUCCCGCACGACCCGACUGCUCGGAACACUUGCCCUCGCCGCAUCCAUAGUCCUCAGCGCCGCUGGAGGCAGACGCUGGUGGAGGCAAAGGCGUGAGGAAAAGGAGCAGGGCCGUAAACUUGUCCGUACGAAUUCGUGGCUGCACAACAAGGAUGGAUCACGUACGAUUUACGUCCCAUACAAAGAUGGAACCUCCAAGGUUGUUAUUCAGACCACAAAGCCGCUGACCUUUGAGGCGCAUCGCCGGCUCUUCCUCAACCCUCCGCGGGUAUCUGGCCUCGGCGACGGAACCGUUCCCUCAGCGCAGACGAAGCCGGGCUUGAACCUGGCAUUUCUACAUCAGUUCCUUAGUCUCAUGAGUAUCAUGAUCCCGAGAUGGUCAAGUAAAGAAGCUGGGCUGCUUUUGAGUCACAGCGUUUUCUUGAUGCUUCGCACCUACCUUUCCCUCGUGGUCGCUCGACUUGACGGCGAGAUUGUGCGGGAUCUGGUUGCAGGACAAGGGAAGGCAUUCCUCUGGGGACUAGUCAAGUGGUGUGGUCUCGGCGGUUUUGCGUCAUACACGAAUGCGAUGAUCAAAUUCCUCGAAUCCAAGGUGUCCAUUGCCUUCAGAACCCGCCUUACUCGGUACAUCCACGAUCUAUACCUGAACAACAACCUCAACUACUAUAAGCUCUCCAAUCUGGAUGGUGGCGUCGGCCAGGGCGCGGAUCAGUUUAUCACGCAAGAUUUGACACUAUUCUGUGCUGCCGCUGCGAACCUCUACUCAUCACUCGGUAAACCCUUUGUAGACCUUUGCGUCUUUAACUACCAGCUAUUCCGCUCUUUGGGCCCAUUGGCUCUAACGGGUUUGUUGAGCAACUAUUUCCUAACAGCGAGCAUUCUGCGCCGGCUCUCGCCUCCUUUUGGCAAACUUAAGGCAGUUGAGGGUCGCAAGGAGGGAGACUUUAGGGGGCUGCAUGCACGACUAAUCGCCAAUGCCGAGGAGAUCGCCUUUUACGGAGGUGCCGACAUGGAGAAGACUUUCCUCAACAAGGAAUUUAAGUCUUUGAAGAAUUGGAUGGAGGGCAUCUACAUGCUCAAGAUUCGGUACAACAUGCUUGAGGAUUUCAUACUCAAGUACAGUUGGAGUGCUUACGGCUACCUUCUAUCCUCAUUACCAGUAUUCCUUCCAGCAUGGGGAGGUCUGGGCGGCGCUGCUGAGCUGGCCGAAAAUGCUGCAAAGGGAAGCAGGGAGCGCGGGCGUAUGAAGGAGUUCAUUACGAACAAGCGUCUUAUGCUCUCACUCGCGGAUGCUGGCGGAAGGAUGAUGUACUCUAUCAAGGAUCUCUCCGAGCUUGCCGGCUACACUAGCCGAGUCUACACCUUGAUUUCAACACUGCAUCGCGUUCACGCCGAUGCUUAUUUCUUGCGAGGGCAACAGAACGAACUUUACUCCCUCUCGGAUGUUCAAGGAACCAUCCAGAAGGGUUUCGAUGGCGUACGGUUUGAGAACGUGCCUGUUGUUGCCCCAUCGUUAUGGCCCAACGGUGGUGAGGAGCUAAUGGAUUCCCUCUCAAUGGUUGUCAGGAGAGGAGAGCAUCUUCUGAUCUCUGGCCCCAACGGUGUCGGUAAGACGUCUAUUGCCCGUAUUCUUGCUGGCCUUUGGCCAGUCUACAGAGGACUCGUCAGUCGUCCAAAGGAUAUUGGUCAGGAUGGCAUCAUGUUCUUGCCGCAACGACCCUAUCUCAGCAUCGGUACGUUGCGCGACCAGGUCAUCUACCCUGACGGGCAUCACGAUAUGCGCGAGAAGAGGAAGUCUGAAGACGAUUUGAAGCGCAUUUUGGAAGAUGCCCGUCUUGGCUACCUUCCCGACCGUGAAGGUGGUUGGGACACCCGUAAAGAGUGGAAAGAUGUUCUUAGCGGUGGAGAGAAACAGCGCAUGGGUUUCGCCCGCGUGUUGUACCACGAGCCUCAAUUCGCCAUUCUUGACGAGGGUACUAGCGCCGUGUCUCAAGACGUCGAGGGCCUGCUCUACGAAGUGUGCAAGGAGAAAGGAAUCACUCUCAUCACCAUUUCUACACGCGCCUCACUCAAGAAGUAUCACACGUACAACCUCAUUCUCGGAGGCGGAGAACGUGGCGAUGAGUGGGAGUUUGAAAGAAUCGGAACAGAACAUGAGAAGAUGCAAGUCGAGAAGGAGCUCCAGGACCUUCGUGAACGCCUUGAACAGGUCGAGAAUUGGAAGGCAAGACGCCAGGAAAUCGAGGAGGAGCUUUCCAAGGUGUGGGUGGCGGGCGGAGACGAGCUAGACCCUCCUUCCUAUGCCGAGAGUGAGAGCGACUCCUCCAAGGGAAAGGGCAAGGAGACGGCGUCGCUGUCUUCAACGCAAGAGAUUUUGGGUGAUGCUUGA